AUGGCAAUUCACCGUUUUGUAUUGUUAGUUAGUUUGAGUCUGGUGUUGUUUGGUCUAGAAACGGCCGUGUCACAGCGACAACAACAGUCACAAGUCCCAUGUUUAUACAUCUUUGGUGACUCCUUAGUCGAUAACGGAAACAAUAACAGUUUGAGUCUGGUGUUGUUUGGUCUAGAAACGGCCGUGUCACAGCGACAACAACAGUCACAAGUCCCAUGUUUAUACAUCUUUGGUGACUCCUUAGUCGAUAACGGAAACAAUAACAGGAUUCGUGGCCAGGCUUUGCUAAGAGGUGCGAAUUUCGCAUCUGGUGCCGCCGGCAUCAGGGAUGAGACCGGUGACAACUUGGGUGCGCAUACUUCUAUGAACCAGCAGGUUAAUUCUUACACGAACGCGGUUCAACAAAUGCUUCAAUACUUCAGAGGAGACACAAAUGAGCUCCAAAGAUACUUAAGCCGUUGUAUCUUUUAUUCGGGAAUGGGAAGUAACGAUUAUCUCAACAACUACUUCAUGCCUGACUUUUACUCAACCAGUUCCGAUUUCAACGACAAAACCUAUGCCGAGUCUCUCAUUAAAAACUACACACAACAGCUCACUCGGUUGUACCAAUUUGGAGCCCGGAAGGUGAUUGUUACGGCAGUCGGACAAAUCGGGUGCAUACCUUAUGAGCUAGCCCGUUAUAAUAACCGCAACAAUAGUACAGGCAGGUGCAAUGACAAGAUUAACAAUGCAAUUGUGUUGUUCAACUCUCAGCUCAAGAAACUAGUUGAUCGUUUCAACAAUGGUCAAUUGCAAGGAGCCAAGUUUGUUUACCUUGAUACCUACAAAAGCACUUCAGAUCUUGCUGCCAAUGGAGCCGCUUACGGAUUUGAGGUGGUGGACAAAGGUUGUUGUGGGGUUGGGAGGAACAAUGGUCAGAUAACGUGUUUACCCCUGCAGCAGCCGUGCAGUGACCGGACCAAGUAUCUCUUUUGGGAUGCGUUUCACCCGACCGAGACGGCUAACAUACUUCUGGCCAAGUCUAAUUUCAACUCUCGAGCUUACGCUUACCCCAUUAACAUUCAAGAACUAGCCAAUCUUUGA
Molecule: messenger RNA, 1083 nt
Organism: Eruca vesicaria subsp. sativa (arugula)
Lineage: Eukaryota; Viridiplantae; Streptophyta; Magnoliopsida; Brassicales; Brassicaceae
Source: the annotation of a GenBank genome assembly